GACUUUUCUUUAUUGUAAUUUGUUAUCGAUUUUGAUAUUAGUGAUAAAAAUCAAAAUGUCUCAAGCAGCACCUUUAUUAAUCGAAGAAGAUAUUGAAAACGGUGGAAAGGAAUACGAAGAAGGUUUAGAAGAUGACUUUGCUUAUCGCAAUAACGUUUUAAAUGCUACGAAAACCAUCAGGUUAGGAUUCAUCCGUAAAGUUUAUGGUUUACUUUCAAUGCAAAUUCUACUGACUUUCAUUAUAGCCAGCAUAUGUUUGUUUACACGGCCUAUUAGGAAUUUCGUCCACACGAACGACUGGAUGAUGAUGUUAUCUUUAAUUGCAAGCAUCGCAAUACUCAUACCUCUACAUUUUAAAAGAAAAGAAUCGCCUGCUAAUUUCAUACUUUUAACAGCGUUUACAGUCGUUCAAGCAUACACAGUCGCUGUUAUAGUAACUUUUUAUUCCCAACUCGUUGUUUUACAAGCAUUACUGUUAACUCUGGUGGUUCUAACAGGAUUGACUUUGUUUACUUUCCAGACUAAACGGGAUUAUUCUGCUCUACAUUCCGGGUUAUUUGCAGGUUUAUGUAUUUUGAUUUUUGGUAGUUUUUUGCAAAUAUUCGUAAUACAAUCGACGGUAUUUGAGCUCGUUAUCUCUUUGGGUGGAGCUUUUAUAUUUUGUUUGUUUAUUAUUGUCGAUACACAGAUGAUUAUGAAAACCUUAUCUCCUGAAGAAUAUAUUCUGGCCACUAUUAAUUUGUAUAUGGAUAUCAUUAAUUUGUUUUUAUAUAUUUUACGUAUUUUGCAAGCCAUGAAUAGACAAUAGGAUCUUGUAUGAACAAAUUUAUUCAAUAAAAUUACAUCUGCAUGCAUUUUAUUUGUUAUUAUUAAUGUGAAAAGUUUAAAUUUUAUUUACAGUUGACUAAAAAUAAACUUAGAUAAACUAAA
Diorhabda carinulata is the source of this 930-nucleotide messenger RNA. RefSeq names its product protein lifeguard 4-like. Gene Ontology annotation, cellular component: membrane. The transcript has a single exon. Gene Ontology annotation, biological process: negative regulation of apoptotic process. Lineage: Eukaryota; Metazoa; Arthropoda; Insecta; Coleoptera; Chrysomelidae. The record is from RefSeq and is a predicted model, not a curated record. Bases 56 to 808 code for a protein of 250 amino acids.